GACUAAUUUGUUGUCUGGCAGCCUAACUCAACUUACCGACUGCAUUUGGAUUUAGAUCCGAUAAUGCAACUCCAACUAAAUAACACAGGCGACAUGGGUGAACCAUGGAUAAUGGAUCUCAAAAACAAGAUCCGCCACCCGGUUCCCAUCUGUCGGGCCAGAUGUGACGCGUGAAUAUUAUUCUAACUUUCGGUUUGGACCGCGGUGGUGCCGGCGACGCGUGGGAUCGGACCGGUUGUCUUCGUUGCUGAGCGAGGGAUGAGGCGGAGACCGCUCGACCUCCGGAGGCCGGCGAGGCGGAGGUCGAACGGCAGCAGCGUGUGGCUCUGGAUGGUCGGGGCUGGCCUCGGCGUCUCAGUUCUCCUGCUCCUUGUGCUGCUCUGCCGCGAGAAGCUUUCGUCGCGAGCCGCCCCGCCGUCGGUCGCCCAGAACUUUGAUCGCUCGAACACUAGCGAGGGUAUGAACAUUACUGGCGAUGUGCUGUGCCCUUAUUCAUGCACGAGGCAAAUGAUGGAUCAGAUAUCCAUUGCCAAGGCAUUCGUCGUCGUCGUCUCUGAGGGUAGUAGUAACGCCCAGUUUGCAGCAGAGCUAAGUGCUCAAAUUCAGAAAAGCCAAGCCCUUCUCACCGCAGCAUCAGCAAUAUUAAUUAUUGCAGAAUGUGAAACGGCAAUUCGUGAUAUGGCUCUCCUGCUCCAUAAAGCUCAGCAAUUCCACUAUGACAGUGCGACUCUGAUUAUGAAGAUGAAAGGCCAAUUCCAAUCUUUGGACGAAGUGAUGAAAUCUGAGGCUGAAAAGAGCAGCAAAUAUGAGCAGAUAGCCGCCGAAGAACUCCCGAAAGGAUUAUUUUGUCUUAGUAUCAGGCUAACUAUCCAGUGGUUUACAAAUUCAAAUCUUAAACGAGAUCUAUCAGGAGGGAGGCAAAUCACAGAGAAGCUCAGAGAUAAUAGUCUUUACCAUUACUGUGUCUUCUCGGACAACAUCCUUGCUGUGUCAGUGGUGGUAAACUCUACUACCAUGAAUUCAGAUUAUCCUGAUAAGGUGGUAUUCCACCUGGUCACUGAUGAGGUAAACUAUGCACCUAUGAGGGCCUGGUUCUCCAUGAACAACUUCCGAGGCGCAACGAUCGAGGUCCAAAUGGUGGAGGAUUUUAGCUGGCUGAAUGUCUCGUAUUUGCCUGUCCAAAAGCAACUCCAGAACUUCAACUUCUCUGAAACUGGUGAUAACAACCGAACACCAAACAAGUUAUCGAUGCUUAAGCACCUAAGGUUUUAUAUCCCAGAAGUCUACCCGGCAUUAGAGAAGAUCACGUUUCUUGACGACGAUGUGGUGGUUCAGAGGGAUCUUUCAGAACUGUUCUCGAUUAACCUCAACGGGAACGUGAUGGGUGCUGUUGAUACUUGCCGGGAGACCUUCCACGGGUUCCAUAGAUACUUGAACUACUCCCACCCGCUGAUCCGUGCCCAUUUCGAUCCGGAUGCGUGUGGCUGGGCAUUCGGAAUGAAUGUCUUUGAUUUGAGGGAGUGGAGAAGAAGGAAUGUGACUGAAGUGUAUCACUACUGGCAAGAGAGGAAUGCCAAUCAUACAUUGUGGAAGCUUGGCACCUUGCCUCCGGGACUCCUGACCUUCCAUGGGUUGGUUGAGAAUUUGGAUGCUGAGUGGCAUGUGCUUGGACUCGGACACACAGACGUCGACCCAUCGCAAGUAGAAAAUGGUGCAGUUUUGCACUACAACGGGCGCAGGAAGCCAUGGAUGAAGAAUGGAAUGGACCAGUACAAGGGGCUUUGGGAGAAGUAUGUGGACUACUCUCAUCCUAUGCUGCAACAGUGCUUCAUGCGAGGACAUAGCAAGGAGAGACUGAUGUAAACUAUGUUCUUAUCAUCAAU
Messenger RNA from Zingiber officinale, 1883 nucleotides. RefSeq names its product probable galacturonosyltransferase 10. NCBI's taxonomy places the organism in Eukaryota, Viridiplantae, Streptophyta, Magnoliopsida, Zingiberales, Zingiberaceae. The coding region runs from base 259 to 1863 and encodes 534 amino acids. The record is from RefSeq and is a predicted model, not a curated record. Gene Ontology annotation, molecular function: polygalacturonate 4-alpha-galacturonosyltransferase activity. The transcript is spliced from 2 exons.